ACCCGUUUCACGAUUGCUCAUUCGACAGGAGACAGUUGUAGCAGACGAACAAUACGUCACGUCACGAGCAGUAGAACGAGACAUCAAUAGAUAGUUAGCAGAUCGUUUCGUAAAUUCGGAUCUUUGUAGGGAUAAAGUUGGUGACGAAGUAUAUCUAGUCUUACUAUUACAACAAACAUGAUUGGAUUAAUCAAGUUUUUCAUUUUCGGUUUACUGACAACCCCUAUGGUAUCUUCUCAAUGUCUAGACUAUGCACCAGUUGCGAACGAUUGUUCAAAGUUUACGCGGUGUGUAGGUGGUACGACGUACGAGUUCCAGUGCCCUACUGAACUGGUGUUUGAUGUGUUUACGAACAAUUGCAAUUACCCCUUGCUAGUCGACUGCAGCGCACGUCCAACACAGUGCAGCUCUAACCCAUGCCAGAACGGCGGUACCUGUAACGUAAAUGGCGAAACAGGUUUCACGUGUUCCUGUAUCGCCCCCACAUUUGGAAGUUUAUGUGAACAAGGUGUACCGGAUAACUGUUCUCCUAAUCCCUGUCAGAAUAAUGGAGUAUGUAGUAUAUCAUUAACAGCACCAUUCGGAUAUAUGUGUGCUUGUCCAGAUCAAUUCACAGGUGACCAGUGUCAGACAUUUGUCCCCGAUUUCUGUUUCUCUCAGCCUUGUGAAAACGGUGGGUCUUGUAAUGACUUUCCUAGCGGACCAGUCUGCACCUGCCCUGUUAAUUUCUUCGGUGACCGAUGUCAAUUUUCAUCAGGAACACCAUGUCAACCUAAUCCGUGUCAACAGACUGGAUUCUGUACAGUAACCGGAACCAACACCUAUAAUUGUUCCUGUCCCCCGGGAACAUUCGGGAACACGUGUCAAUUCGGUACACUAGAUUACUGUGGAAGCACUAACCCAUGUAAUAAUGGCGGUACAUGUGAAAACGGACAAGGACAAUUCCAAUGCCGAUGUCAACCUGGUUUCUUCGGCAACUUCUGUCAAUUUGGUCAACCGAUAGAUUUCUGUCUUGACAACCAAUGUACGAAUGGUGCUGUCUGUGUACCAGAAGGUUUUGGUUAUGUUUGUACUUGUACUGUUGGUUUCAGAGGAGACCUCUGUCAAAUAGAUGUUUGCGAGAAUAAUGGAUGUAGAAAUGGUGCUACCUGUAUUCGACAAUCUACUACUAAUUAUGUCUGUCAAUGCCCAGUGGGAUUUACAGGCGAUUUCUGCCAAACACGUAUACAGAGUUGCCAGAAUAAUGCUUGUCAGAACGGUGCUACCUGUGUUAGUGGAAUAAAUAAUGAUUACACAUGCACCUGUCCUGUUGGAUUUUCCGGUCAAUUCUGUGAAAAUAACGGUGAGAUAGAUUAUUGUGUUAACAACGACUGUAAAUCAGGCUCCACAUGUAUCAACACUGAAACCAAUUAUACCUGUUCGUGUCCGUUUGGUUUUACGGGAACAUUGUGUGAAUUAGAUAAUUGCGCGGGAAACCAGUGUACUAAUGGCGCCACUUGUUAUAGACAAACAGUAGGCUAUUACUGCGCAUGUCGAACAGGCUUUACUGGAGACUACUGUCAGAAGGGCACGGAUCCUUGUGACAAUAAUAACUGUCAAAAUAACGGUGAAUGUGCGGCUAACAUACUUGGUGGGUAUGAUUGUAAAUGCCCUGCAGGAUAUACCGGAACUUAUUGCCAGUUUGAUCCUUGUUUCGUCAAUGAUUGCUCGUUUGGAUCUACGUGUACAUUUACAUCACGUGUAAAGGGUUACACGUGUGUUUGCCCUGCUGGGUUUACUGGCACACUGUGCAAUCAGGUUAUAACCAAAGAUCCAUGUGGAAGUGCUCCCUGUAAAAAUGGCGGUGUUUGUGCUAGUUCCGAUGUAAACUUUAAUUGUACCUGUCCAGAAGGUUACGUGGGAAAGGCCUGUGAAGUUCAAACGCCAUGUCCAGCUUAUCCAUGUCCCGACACCGUAUCAUCGUUCCGUUAUGCUGAUUGGGAUAGUUUUAACUGCCAGGGAUAUUACCGGUGUUCCGAUGGUAAUUUAGUACGCGAGUUUUGUUCGGGGGCAACGACAGCAUUCGAUCCGUUCACAAUGCAGUGUGAAGAACAGUCGCAGGACAACUUGUGUUUAGCUUACCAAUUACAGCAACAACUCGGUUUACCGACACAAUUAUAAUAAUUUAUUGGACAAAAAAAAUCAGUUCUUGAUCGAUGGCAGUUAUAAAUUAUUGAGAAAGGAAAAUACAAGAGUUCCGAUAAUUUGUAAAAUUUAUAAGAAGUAACUAAAUCGUUAUCAUGGCUGACAGCGAGCAUCUGUACAUAAAUAAAGAUGUCACCAUGUCAAUAUCAAUACGCCCAUUGACAUUGAUUGACAUGUGACAAGCUAGAAAACUACACCCAUUGACAUUGAUUGACAUGUGUCAAGCUAGAAAACUACACCCAUAAGUGUUCAAGGAUAUUAAUUGUUAUUGCCGUUCUUUUAUAAAGUUCUUUAUAACGUAUUUGAAAAUAUAUGAAAUUGUUGCUUAAGGUUCAUUAAUCAAUAAUCAACGACAAGGUCUACCUUAGGCCGGGUGUUGGGGACAUUCGGAACAUUAAUUCAUCUACCUGGAAUGAUGGUAGUGUUACGCCACCUCCCCGAGCGGCCCAAGAAUAGACCCCCCUGAACAUUUAUCAAUAAGACAGAAAAAAACUCUAGUCAUCGGUAAUUUUCAGCAGCAAGACGGAAUGAACUUUAAUCAUUCAGGGGAUACUCGAUUCAACAUUCCGGAAAUGAAUUCUCUAAAUCCCCCUAAAAAAGUGACAAUCGAGUGAAAAGUGGGAUUUCGGUCUACAAAGCAUGCCCCGACUGCAUAAGAAAAUAUCUCGACCAACCAUGACAACCGAAACAUAUUCGUUUGUGUUUGAUUACGUCGCGAUUCUACUCACGCCACCUCAGUUGUCAGAACUGUGACAGGACCGAAUUCCACGCCACUCGAUUGUAAUUCGGGAGACUCCGGACUGAUAAUCGAGCAUCCCCUCGUCGUAAUCUCGAAAUUCAAUAAUUUGUAAAGUUUUCUGUAAAAUGAUGUUUUAUAUUGUGUGAACUUGUGUUCUGUGUGAAAGCUGUUAAUUAUUAGGUUUUGUUUAGUGCAUAAAUAUUUCGUGUGUAAGGAUCAUAAAAUCCACCUUUAUUUUGUUUUGCGCCAAAAGUAAAUUCUAACUAAUAUUAGACCAGUUUUUCGGUUCUUUUGAAGGGAGUUUUUCCUGUUAACUUAAAGAACUCACACUUAAAGAUGUAUUCAUUUGAUAAUAAUAAGGUCAACAGUUGGUACUCACACUUAAAGAUAUAGUCCUUUGAUGAUGAUAAGGACAUUUAAACAAUAUAUCGAAACAUAAGAGUAAUUAAUGAAAUCACGCCCCCUUUAGUUUCCAUAUUUAAAUUAACAUUAUGUGGUAAAAGUUAAUAGUCUAGUCUACUUUCGUUUUAUAUAGAACAUUUAAUCAGUGGAGUUGGCCCCCUUGUCAAAGGAAUACAUUAAAUUAAACACAGUAGUCAACUUUUGUUUUAAAUGCAAAAUUUAUUCCGUUUUUAUUAAUCAUUCUGUCAACGGAAUACAACUUAAAAUUAGCACUCUUCAUGAAAAGUAAAUUGUGAGGUCUACUUUCGUUUUCUAUACAACAUUUAUUAAUUUUAAAUCUAAUGGAGCUUUCUAGGUAAAUAUACACGUAGACAAUAAACAUUCGCAUAAUAUAUUUUGAUAUAUAAAACAAACUGAUAUGGCAAGCAUGCUUCAAAAAUAUUCUGUUUGUAUGAUUUGUUUUUAAAUAAGGAGUUUUUUUUAGAUGUAAAUAUGUAUUUUAUUUCACUUUGUAUAUUUUUAUUAUUUAUUCGUUCGUCAUUUGUAUAAUCUAUUGAGGGUAACGAUUGCUUUGGUAUUGUUUUAUAAAUAUUAUAUUUCUGCCCGGUUUAUUCGUGUACUUCUAUUGGUGACUACAUAGAUUCAAUUAUCUGCUUUUUACCAUAUCGAAAUAACAAAAAAACAUUACAUCUCAGUCUGAUUGAAACACAGAUCCUAUUUCGUUUCGUUUUUAAUAGUUCAAAAUUUCGUUUUACUUGUGUUUAGUGCACCGGGAUCUUGAAGAGUUGUUAUAAAACCCGCGUUCUGGAUGAUGUGAGGGAUUAGCCAAUGAAACGGUCUGUUACGGCGAGUUCUUGACGUGAGGUGCACGGAAGUUUGGGUAAACCUCUUAGAAACAAGAACGCGGAUUGAUUUAUCAAUUCCUGACGUCAUAAGGUCAAAAGCCGCUUGUAUGACCUCUGACGCGACCUCCCACCACAACUGGUCAUAUAUUCAUGUAGUGUAGACCAUGGAAAGUAUAAACAAAACGAAACGAAAUAUAGAUGUGUAUUUUAAUCAGUUUGAUUAGAUGUUAACAAGUAUAUGAAAUUUUAAAUUUAUAAAAUUCAUCAAUUUGUUUUUUAUAUCUUGUACAUUCUUUGUUUAAUAUAUUGUAUGAAUUUUGAUUAAAGAAGCUUGAAGUUUGA
Messenger RNA from Patella vulgata (common limpet), 4512 nucleotides. RefSeq names its product fibropellin-1. Bases 178 to 2160 code for a protein of 660 amino acids. Gene Ontology annotation, biological process: establishment or maintenance of epithelial cell apical/basal polarity; heterophilic cell-cell adhesion. Gene Ontology annotation, cellular component: protein-containing complex; plasma membrane; extracellular region. The transcript has 15 exons. The record is from RefSeq and is a predicted model, not a curated record. NCBI's taxonomy places the organism in Eukaryota, Metazoa, Mollusca, Gastropoda, Patellidae. Gene Ontology annotation, molecular function: chitin binding; calcium ion binding.